Molecule: messenger RNA, 1586 nt
Organism: Austrofundulus limnaeus
Lineage: Eukaryota; Metazoa; Chordata; Actinopteri; Cyprinodontiformes; Rivulidae
Gene: pou4f1
Product: POU class 4 homeobox 1
Exons: 2
Coding region: 442-1554 (370 amino acids)
Biological process (GO): regulation of transcription by RNA polymerase II
Molecular function (GO): DNA-binding transcription factor activity, RNA polymerase II-specific; RNA polymerase II cis-regulatory region sequence-specific DNA binding
Source: RefSeq, a predicted model, not a curated record
UUGAAUAAAAUAAAAAUAUAUUUUUUGCAUCAUUCAGUUUGUAUUUUCCUCCUGACUUUAUUUCUGGUUUUUGGUCUCCAGAUGUUUCCCACCUGUCCGCGCUGCGCGGGUCUUUAUCCGUCAGCGCGCUCACUGGUUCUGGCAGCUCGUGUCUCGCGAGAGCAGCUCGAAAGCCACGAGCCCUGACGAGAUCUGAGGCUCUCAGGUGUGAGCGGCUCUCUCAUCCUCGGCAGAGAGAGGAAACAGGAGACAGAGGAGCGCGUCUGAGAGUCUGCAGGCGUCUCUGUGAUCUCCGGCGCGAGGCUGCCGCACUACAGAGCGCGCGCUGCAGCGCAUCAUUACCGGGAUUCUGUGUCUGACUCUGGCUUCCCCCCCGCCGCUUUUAUCUGUUUUUUUUUWAUAUWUUUUUUAUUUUGUGCACUUUAACUGGAGCUCGCCAAGAUGAUGUCCAUGAACAGCAAACAGGCGCACUUCGCCAUGCAUCCCUCCCUGCCCGAGCACAAGUACACCACCCUGCACUCCAGCUCGGAGGCGAUCAGGAGAGCCUGUCUGCAGACUCCACAGCUGCAGAGCAACAUCUUCGCCAGCCUGGAUGAGACCCUGCUGGCGCGCGCCGAGGCUCUGGCCGCCGUGGACAUCGCCGUGUCCCAGGGCAAGACGCACCCGUUCAAGCCGGACGCCACCUACCACACCAUGAGCACCGUGCCGUGCUCGUCCACGUCCACCGUGCCGCUGGCGCACCACCACCACCACCAUCACCACCACCACCACCAGAACCUGGAGCCCCCGGACAUCAUGGACCACAUCGGCUCGCCGUCCCUCACCCUCAUGUCCAGCGCGCACGACGGGACGGGCGGAGGCGGGGGCGGCGGUGGAGGCGGCGGCGGAGGCGGAGGGCUCAUCUCCACCUCCUCCGCCCACGCGCACCCCCACAUGCACGGCCUGAGCCACCUCUCCCACCAGGCCAUGAGCAUGAACUCGUCGCUCACCCACCACGGGCUGCUGCCGGGCCACCACGGGCCGGGCCAAGGCGGCCCGGGCCUCACGAACCCCGGCCUGCCCUCCAUCAACGACUCGGACACGGACCCGCGCGAGCUGGAGGCGUUCGCGGAGCGUUUCAAGCAGCGGAGGAUCAAGCUGGGGGUGACCCAGGCGGACGUGGGCAGCGCCCUGGCGAACCUCAAAAUCCCCGGCGUGGGCUCCUUGAGCCAAAGUACAAUUUGCCGGUUCGAGUCCUUGACUCUGUCCCACAACAACAUGAUCGCGCUCAAACCCAUCCUCCAGGCCUGGCUGGAGGAGGCGGAGGGCGCGCAGCGCGAGAAGAUGAGCAAACCGGACAUUUUCAACGGCGGGGAAAAGAAACGCAAGCGGACCUCUAUAGCGGCCCCGGAGAAGAGGUCCCUGGAGGCCUACUUCGCGGUCCAGCCGCGGCCCUCCUCCGAGAAGAUCGCGGCCAUCGCCGAAAAGUUGGACCUGAAAAAAAACGUGGUGCGCGUCUGGUUCUGUAACCAAAGACAGAAACAGAAGAGGUUGAAAUUCUCUGCGACUCACUGAUGAGAGGGGACAAAAUAAAAAGGGACAGAACA